AAAACGAAGUCGCGAAGUUCCGCUAAAUAUAGCUGGGCGGGCGGUGCGCGGCGCAGUCGCAGCUAGCCGCCAGUGCCCGCGACCGACCUCGCUUUGUUCACAAUAACUGCGCGAUCUCUGUUGUUUAUCCACUUAGUCCAGCAUAUUAAAGUUCGGCUCCUCUUGCUCACACAAUCUAUGUAACCGAAUCAUUUCAUCCGUACCUAGCUAAAUAGAUGCGUAUUUUUUUCAAGUCAGUUUCAGUGAUUACGUCUUACGUACGAUAAAAGGCUGAAAUGAGGUUAAUAUGCUCCAGUUUACAGUAGGCGCAGAACUUGUUACUUCGAUUCAAUUUGCGAGCACAUACAUCCAGAUAGCCGACUCUUCAAAACCUUACCUAUGUGAAUCAGAUGAAUAAAUAAAUGAGCAGAAAGGACGCGACCUCUUAUAAUUGGGGUGAUGAACAACAACGUAGAGUUAGAGGGCCGCCCUCGUCCAUUGUCUACAGGCCUUUGGACUUUAUUUUCUUGGCUACGUCGUGACGACCGAUCGGUUUCCAGCGAAAGCCUCUCCAGUGCUGGCUCUGACAGGACAGUAGCGAGCUUCGCAUUCCUCACACCAGCACGUUAUCAACCUGCAAAGGGACCACUUAUAGUGCCCCCACCAGGUCCUCCAACAGACUCCUACAAAAAAAGAGUACACGAUAGAAAUUUGCGACGUCACCACGAUCGUGAUAUAACUCUUCACCGCAAAUACGGUUUAUAUAAGAGUGAAGGAACUUGUGGCUACGACGCUUUUAGUUUGCCGCCUGCGCGAAGGGUCAGCGGUGAUUCCAAUCGAUGGGAUCGGGACCGAAGAGCUACAAGUGAGUGUUAUCAACGUCGAUUAGCACACGUUCCCGGUAAAAGGCGCGCGCCUUUGCCUCCUGUCAUUGCAUCUCCUACGGGCACGUCGUCUUUAUCACGUCGCUAUAAUAGAAAACGACCUGCCCCUCAACCACCUCUCAGGAUUUUGGAAAAGAAGAAAGACGAUCCAAAAGACGUCGUGGAUAGCUCUCCUGGUCAAAUGAGUUCUCAAGCAUUUCAAGACAAAUCCAAAAUAAAGAACACUGACUCAACAAUGGGUUGUAAAUCUGAAAAGUAUAGCAAGAAAGAUGCAAGUAUUAAAGAUCAUAAAGUUAAACCCGAAAAAAGUUUCUUGAAACAAAUGUUUGAUAGUAAAAAAAGAAAUUCAUACAUAGAUACUUCUGCUGUUAAAGUUCUUCCCAGUAUUAGUGAGUUAGAUAAACAAGCUGCUGAAUUAAUCGAAACAUGCAAAUUAAAAACUCCAGAGCAAAACAAUAAUGUCACGUUCAACAAGUUAGGUUCUCAAAGUUCUAAUCAGACUGAUACUUGGUUUUGUUUGCGUUGUUUACGAAAAUAUGACCCGACGGUAGUUACGUGCGCUUAUUGCGUGUCUAAAGGAAUACUUCAUGCUUCUGAAAUUGGGAAAAACAACAAAGAACAAACGGCUCCAUCUUCCAGUAAUUACACGCAAACAGACAAAAACCUUGCACCUAACAAAAAUAAUGACGCUGAAGACAAACAAAAGCUUAAAGAAAUGUUGAAAGAAAUGAAAGAUUCGCUUCCCAAGCGACCAAAACAUGAGUUUAGUAAUAAGAAGCCGAAACCUGUUGUAACAAAACCCUUAAACUAUUCUUCGGAAACUCCUACUCUUCGAGUCGGAUCCACAAUGCAAGAUGAAGAAAAAAAAUCUGAAGCUUCGUCGAAUAAUGAUUUAAAAACUGUACCAAACAUCAAUCAAAUGACCAAAAAACAUAAUUCUGUACAUACAUCUCCACAAUCAGCGUUAGUAGCGCAAGUGGUAUCGGCAUAUCAGAAAAAUGUGAAUAACCAUCUGAACCUGGGAAUAAAGCUUACUACUGAAAAUGGAAUUGUUGCACAAACAAAAAAUGAUAACAUUCUUCAAAAACAAUCACAAGACAUAAAACUAUUGCAUACCCCUUUAAAAAUAUCGUCGCUUUUGAAUCCAAUGUAUGUACCCAAGAAUAAUGAUUUGAGUAAACCGCAGUCGACAAAUAUAAAAAUAAAAGAUUCUAGUGUUGCAACUUCAUCUGCUCAUAUUGAACCUGGCCCUUCGACCUCACAGGCAAAUGUAUCGCUCGUAACAACUGAAAACCAAGCUAAAAAAAGUGAUGAGAAAGGCACGAAAACAGGUCCUACGAUACAAAACGAUAAAUCUCGUAUGGUGCCCACAAGACCAAAAAAACUCAUAGAAGCAAAUGUACCGCGUCUAAUAGAGUCUCCACCAGUAAUAAGAGAAGGACCGUUAACGAAUGUUAUGAAUGCAAAUAAUAAUCAGCAUUCAAGACGAAGAGAUUUAAUUAACCAACUUGAAAAAUCGAUAGCACAAGGGGACGAAAGAGCUGCAGCAGAGGCAGCUGCAAAAUUAGCGCAACUAAGAUUAUCUUGUUCAGUACUAUCAUUUUCAUCUCAAAUAUUAUCUCAGGCAUCUUCAUCAUCAACAAAUAACGAAGAGAUCACGCGAAUCAAAGAUGAGAAAAGUAAAGAAGUGCCUACUUUAAUUGAAACUGAUAAAAUACCAAUAAAAAAUGAAUUAACACAGCCAAAAGUAGUAAAACCAACAUCAAUACCAAAAGCGUCAGUCAGCAAUGAACGUAACUCUAGUGGCAUAUUACCGAAGGAGGGCGCAGAACUUGUCAAAACAGAGAAAUCGAAGCAACCUGCUGUACAGAUGAUAAAAGAUGACACAGCAUCGAUCAAAAAGGAUGUCAAAGAGGAAACUAACAAAAUCGACAAUUUAAUCACAAUAGCAGUACUGGUAGAGGAUCGAGAAGCAACGAGAGGGCCGGUACAUCUUCGUGUAAGCAGACUCGCACAUAUGCGAGACCUGCGACGAGAAGCGGAGACCUCACUCGGCUUAGCAGCCAAUCUGCAAAGGUGGAUCGUUGGUCGUGUGCUGUGUGUUAAUGAUGACACGUCCAUAGCAUCGCUCGCGGGCCCCGACUUCAGUGCCCCAUUUUAUUUAUGUGUAGUAGAAUCAGAAACGAAACAAGAGUCAAACGCUCAAAAGAACAAUGAAACGCCCAGAAAUGGUGCUAGCGACAAUCAAGUAGAGACCCGCAAUGUGUAUAUAGAACUGGUGCAACUAGAGCAACAAGCGCUUGUUCCUAAUGCAGAAAACUUUGAAUGUGGAGUUUGUAUGGUAGAGUACCCUCCGGGUCAAGGUGUAGUGUUGCGCGAAUGCGUACAUAUUUUCUGCAGAGAUUGUUUAUCCGAUGUAGUCCGUUAUUGUGAAGAACCAGAUGUCCCUUGCCCAGCUAUGGGUUGUCGAGGAAUGCUGCAAGAGAGAGAAAUUCGCGCUCUAGUAUCGCCACAAGAUUACGAGCGCUGGCUGGCGCGAGGUUUAGCUGCGGCUGAAAGCGGAACUAGAAACGCCUUCCACUGUCGUACUCGUGAUUGUAAAGGAUGGGCCCUUUGCGAUCCAGGCGUCCAGCGAUUUCCCUGCCCCGUGUGCAAAUGCAUAAACUGUGUGCCCUGCCAGGCUAUUCACGAUGGGGAAACAUGUGAACAGCAUCGCGCUAACCUUAAGCAGGCCUCAAGUAAGAACACAGUUACAAACGAAACAGAUGAUGGAACACGUACAUUACUGAAUUCUUUAAUCAGGAAGGGGGAAGCUCUAGAGUGCCCUGAAUGCAGUGCUAUUAUCACGAAGAAAUGGGGAUGUGACUGGGUGAAGUGUUCUGCGUGUAAAACGGAGAUCUGUUGGGUGACCCGCGGGCGACGCUGGGGGCCGGGUGGCAAAGGAGACACUAGUGCUGGUUGCCGCUGUGGAGUUGACGGAAAACGUUGCCAUCCAUCUUGCGGAUAUUGUCAUUAGAACUUCUUAGUCGCUGGCUUCGUCAAGAUAUCUGAAUAUAAUGAAUUAAGUGAAAA
Molecule: messenger RNA, 3935 nt
Organism: Helicoverpa zea (corn earworm)
Lineage: Eukaryota; Metazoa; Arthropoda; Insecta; Lepidoptera; Noctuidae
Exons: 6
Coding region: 439-3879 (1146 amino acids)
Biological process (GO): protein linear polyubiquitination; proteasome-mediated ubiquitin-dependent protein catabolic process
Cellular component (GO): LUBAC complex
Molecular function (GO): ubiquitin binding; ubiquitin-protein transferase activity
Source: RefSeq, a predicted model, not a curated record